AUGCAACCUUCAGAUAUCUUCGUGGGGUCGAUCGACCAGGGCACAACAAGCACCAGGUUUCUGAUUUUCAAUCGAGAUGGAGAGCCUGUUGCCUCACAUCAGGUUGAGUUCAGCCAAAUCUAUCCGAACCCAGGAUGGCACGAACACGACCCUCUCGAGCUAAUCUCCUCAGUGGAAACAUGCAUCUCAGAGGCAGUCCGCGAUUUCGAAAACAAAGGCUACCUCCGCAGCAGCAUCAAAAGCCUCGGAAUAACAAACCAACGAGAAACAACAAUAGUCUGGGACCACGAGACCGGCGAGCCCCUCCACAAUGCCAUUGUCUGGACAGACACCCGCUCACAGUUCAUAGUGAGCGAGUUGAAACAAAAGCCAGGGGCAUCCAGUCUCCAAUCCAUCUGCGGUCUACCGCUGUCAACCUACUCAUCCGCCACAAAGCUCCUGUGGAUGCUAGCACAUGUCCCAAAAGUAAAAGAGGCUUUCGACCGCGGCACACUCGCGUUUGGAACCGUCGAUUCCUGGCUUGUAUACCGUUUGAACGGUGGCGUCCAAGCCAACGUUUUUGUCUCGGAUGCGACAAACGCCUCGCGGACCAUGUUUGUGAACUUGGAAACUCUGCAAUACGAUGAUAAGCUUUUGGACUUUUUUGGAAUUAAGGGCAAGGUUCAUCUGCCGAGGAUUGUUCCCUCCUCAGAUGCAGAUGCGUACGGUGUGAUUGCUACCGGUGCUCUUGCGGGUGUUCCAAUUAUGGGCUGUUUGGGUGAUCAGUCUUCUGCGUUGGUCGGGCAGAAAGGGUUCUCGCCUGGGAUGGCUAAGAACACCUAUGGGACUGGAUGCUUUUUGUUGUACAAUGUAGGUGAUAAGCCUGUUUUCUCGAAACACGGGCUUUUAGCUACGGUUGCGUACAAUUUUGGGGGGAAGGCCGUUUAUGCUCUUGAGGGGAGUAUUGCUGUAGCUGGGUCGGGGAUAAAAUUCCUACAGAACAACUUGGACUUCUUCCAGGAUCCAAAGGAGGUGAAUGAUCUUGCGCUUUCAGUGGAGGAUAAUGGAGGCUGUGUAUUUGUCACGGCUUUCAGCGGGCUUUUUGCACCUUAUUGGAUCGACGAUGCGAAGGGAACAAUCUUUGGCAUCACCCAAUACACUCAAAAGGGCCAUAUCGCCCGCGCAACCCUCGAAGCAACAUGCUUUCAAACAAAAGCCAUCCUGGAAGCAAUGGAGAAAGACAGCGGGCAAGCUCUUUCAGAAUUGGCCGUUGAUGGAGGAAUGAGCAAUUCGGAUCUAGCCAUGCAGACUCAGGCAGACCUCAUCUCAAUUCCUGUCUAUCGGCCUAAGAUGCGCGAAACUACAGCAUUAGGCGCAGCAAUCGCCGCAGGCCUCGCAGUUGGUCUAUGGCGAAACUUCACCGAGCUCCGCGAUAUCAACCGCAGCGGUGGUGCGGUCUUCGAGCCCCAGAUAACCCGCCAAGAGAGCGCCAGCAAAUUCGGAGAGUGGGAAAAAGCAGUACGGAUGUGUCGAGGAUGGAUUGGAGCGAAUCGUGACGACUCGAAAGAUACCGGUCGUACCAAUGGGGCAGUGGAGACCAAGACUCAUGCGGUACCUGUGCCCAGCGUGAAGGUGGAAAGGCCUUCUCCAAACAGCAUGAAGCCAAUUCACAUGUCCUCUUUGUUGUCUGAUAUUGUUGCUGCUGGUGAAGGUGCGACGUUGAAGGUCAAGACACGAUCACAGAAUGGAGAUGUAGAGUCCCCGUCUAUCAAGACACCGUUAAUUAGUAUUUCAGAGGAUUUGGAUAGUGCUGAUGAGGAGUAUUUGUGCUUGGAAUUGAGGAAGGUGGAAAUUCUACAAAAGAUGAAGAAGAUGCGAAAGCUGAAGCUGGCUGGGCUAUUAUUAGUUUAG
This is a messenger RNA of Penicillium pulvis, 1890 nucleotides long. Its product is annotated as glycerol kinase. The record is from RefSeq and is a predicted model, not a curated record. Gene Ontology annotation, cellular component: mitochondrion. Gene Ontology annotation, biological process: glycerol-3-phosphate biosynthetic process; triglyceride metabolic process; glycerol metabolic process. Bases 1 to 1890 code for a protein of 629 amino acids. Gene Ontology annotation, molecular function: glycerol kinase activity. NCBI's taxonomy places the organism in Eukaryota, Fungi, Ascomycota, Eurotiomycetes, Eurotiales, Aspergillaceae. The transcript is spliced from 4 exons.